CCGCUUCCAUUUGGUGCACCGAUAAUCCGGCAGGCACAGAAGUCUAUGGUUAUUCUGUGGCUGUUACGAGUUAUGGGUGUUCUGUGCUACGGCUUACGGGUAUGAGCCGUCUGCCGUCGUGUUUCGGCUGUGCGCGUAAUCUACGCGGUGCGCAUCGCGGUUCCCUGCUUUCCAGACAGCGCAUGCGGGGAGUUCUUGUGAGAGAACCUCGCACUGCGACGUCACCAUGUCCGGAGUGAUGGGAUUCCACGCACGCGAAGCCAUCCGCGUCAAUGCAAAGACCGCGAACGGUGCCUUUCAAGCGUGUCCUCGACUACUACAGAAAUGUGCGCGAGGUGAAGGCUCCACCGAGCAGCGCAAGUUCAGCCUAGACCCACAGAUCACAUCUUUUGAGGUACUGCAGAGCCUCCUGGCCAGAGCAUUUGACAUCCAAGGGGAGUUCACGGUGAGCUACCUGGCUCGUGAUGACGAGGGCGGUGACGCGUACCUGGGCCUGCUCUCCGACUGGGACCUGGAUGCUGCCUUUCUUAGCUCUUCCGAGCCCUGCCUCAAACUGCGCGUCGAGCCCAAGCCGUACGACAAGAGCCUUGCAGAAUGGGACGUGGUCACUCCUGGCGACAUGGCCAAGGCACCGCCAAAGCCGUCGCUCACUGGCACUCUCCUCAGCCAGAUGGAGAAGACACUGAGCCGGUUCCAGAGGGUGCUCAACCUGGCCGCCCUGCAAGAGUCUACUGCUGGCGACUGCACGCCGCCCCCUCUUGGAGACCGCGAGUUUCGCGCCUGCCUGGAUGGGGAGGGACGGUUGCUAAAGCCUCGCGAACUGCGGCUUGCCAUUUACAAGGGUGGAGUCGAGCCAUCGCUUCGGAAGGUAGUGUGGAAACACAUCUUGAACGUGUACCCUGAUGGGCUGACGGGCCGACAGCGGCUAGCGUACAUGCGUCGCAAGAGCGACCAGUACGUGCAGCUGCGCACCGCUUGGAAGGCACUGCUAGACAAGCCGGACUACAGCGGCGAUAUCCAGCUGGUGACAAACAUGGUGCGCAAGGACGUACUACGGACCGACCGCACAAACCCAUUCUACGCGGGCGGGGAUGACAACGCCAACGUGGUCUCGCUAUUCAACUUGCUCACCACAUUUGCCCUCAACCACCCGACACUCUCGUACUGCCAAGGCAUGAGUGACCUGGCCUCCCCUCUGCUGGUGGUGAUGCGUGACGAGCCACAUGCAUACGUGUGCUUCUGCGCGCUCAUGCGGCGCCUGGCGCCCAACUUCAACUUGGACGGAGAGGCGAUGACACUCAAGUUCCAACAUUUGUCUGACCUCGUUGAGCACUUUGACCCAGUGUUCUUCAGGUACCUUGAGGAACGCGGCGCCCAGGACCUGCUCUUUUGCUACCGUUGGCUGUUGUUGGAGCUGAAGCGUGAGUUCGCCUUUGACGAUGCGCUUCGCAUGCUUGAGGUGCUGUGGAGCUCCUUGCCGCCAUCGCCACCAGAGGGCGAGUUACCAUUGUUUGAGCGACCCUACCAGAUGGACGGUGUGGGCCCGCCGCCGCCACGCGUAGUAUCUGCUAACCCGUACAGCAAAGUGCGUGCCAUUCGGCGCCAGAGCUCACCUGUGGUGCGCGGAGGGCCGAACAGCGAUGACGAGGACGAGGCAUAUGAGCGUGACCUGGACGGUGGCUGGUGCAACGGCGGUGGCUCCGACUCCGACGACAAGCCGUCGAAUCACACGAGUGAGGGCUACGUGUCCGAGGGCGCAUCGUCUCGCGAGGCUUCCACUGACUCCUCAAGAAUUGUGCCGUGGACCGCUAAGCCCAAGACAUUACCACGGCCGCAAGAACUUGGUGGCGGCAACCCCUUUAUGAUGUUCUUGUGCCUGACGCUGCUUAUGCAACAUCGUGACGUGAUCAUGCGCAAUGGCAUGGACUACAACGAGCUGGCCAUGCACUUUGACAAAAUGGUGCGCCGACACCGGCUGCAGAAAGUGCUUCAGCAGACCAGGGCUCUGUACACUGACUACCUGCGCCUUGGUUGGGACGAACAUGUGUGAUUUCAUCAUUGUAAAACUAGUCUGUGUGUUCCAUGUCAGUGCAAGCCUGACUCUUUCUUGACCCGGUGAUGAGACUGUCGUCAUUGGGCGCAGCCAUGACAUGUCGAAUCUGUGAUACCGAGUGCGCAAUUACAAUCGCACGUCGUUACCUUUGCUAAUAACUCUACUUGUGUAAAUUGUAUCGUUUAUGUGAAAACUCACUGUUCACAUAUCGACUGGGCAGAAACACACGAAGCCCAAAUAUUUUUGUCUGGACAUCGUCGGUAUGAACAGAACCAACUCUACACAACCUACACAAGCCAGAAGUCCCGCACACAUUGGCUGUAAGACAAUAGCCAUGUCUGUUUUGCUGCAACAGAUAGCUGAGAGAAUAACAAAACAGGUCAGAUUGAUUGAAAGUUGUUGAUUUUUUGUUCUAUCAUUGUUUUUUUUUUAUAGGUUCUGUCAGGAUUUGCUAUUACCGAUAGCUUGCUUUGCUCCGGAACCUAACAACGAGAUAACGAGCAGGACUGUACCUACAUCACCAUCUUCUGUUUUAACAGGAAGCAGUCUUUCCUUUUCAAGUCACUUUGCAGUUGGUAGGUUCCUGUCUCACUUCUGUGGGGCCUCUUCAAUGAAAUGUCCAGUGGUUGGGUUUCAACAAGGAUAUCCCAUAGCCACAUGCUCUAUCCAUUAGGCCGCAGACAUAGAGCGAGCAAACUAUCAACUGGGUUUAUUUGCAUCAAAUCUGCAUAUAUAGGCAGUGUUAACAGGUGACAAAAGAAAGGAAGGGGGGAACGAGGAGAAGAGGGCAAACCAAGCCUGCCUCAUGUCAACACAAGCUGCGCAAGAAAUUGCGUUCAGCAUGAUAUAAGGCAACAGAAGUGUCACUGACGUAGUCAUCGCCCUUUGUGGGCCAAACAGGGUGCUGCGUGAAUGAACGUGCAAGGGAGCAUGCAUUGUCAAUUCAGAAAAGAGAAGGAGCACACUUGCCCGCUCAUUACAUUGCGUGUACAGAAUGGAGACCACUGUUCAACAAAAUUGAGAUUCGAGGCAGAAGCAAAAAUAAAACAGCCCGUGAGCUUUUAGAAGCUUUUCAAAUCAAGAAAAAAGACGAUGACUGUGUAAGUGACACUUCUGUUGCUUUAUAUCUCGCUGAACGCGAUUUCCUGCACAGCUUUUGUUGAUAUGAGGCAGGCUUGAUUUGCCCUCUCCUCCUUCUUCCCCCCUUCCUUUUUUUCUCAAGUGUGAACACUGCCUAUAUAUGCAGAUUCGACACGUAUAAACCCGGUUGAUAGCUUGCGAUCUUUUCAUCUAACUCGUUUUUUUUUCCUGUGUUCAUUCUUUCUUAGGCGCAACUCUUCCUAAAACAUAGCCAUGCACCAACUCGCCCAGAAAAAAGUUAUUCUAAACUGUUACCGCUUUGAUGGAUUGGCAUGCGCAUCACGUUGCCGACUUAAAAAAUAGCAGCACAUAAGUGGCACACUGAGCAAGCAUUAUUUAGUCACUGUCAUGCUGUUUUCCGGCUGCCACACAAAUGGUCUCCUCACCCACACGGUUGCUUGCCUUACAGUUUAUGUUGUGCCAUCUGGUAAGAGACGAUAGCACCCCAGACACGGCUAGAUGCCAGCUGCUCGCAAAAUGCUUCGCAUAAUAUUCUUUCUCACAGUGCAUUGGACGUUUUUAUUUAUUUAUUCAUACUUCAAAUACCCCAUUUGGGGUUUUACGUGAGGGGUGGGCAUAUCUCGGUCAUGUCUUCAAUGAAUGCCUUGAGCGAUGAAUGACUGAGUGGUACACCACUUCAGCAGGUAGAUGAUUCCAGUCUUUCACUGUUUGAAUGAAGAAAGAGUUAAGAUGAGCAGUGGUGCGAGCUGGAGGGGAAUAAACAGCCUUUAAAUGGCUAUGACAGGAAUCAAUCCAUCUUGUUUGUAGCUUGCUUAGGUGGAUUGAAUGUUUCUUGCAGAAUAGAACACAGUACAUUUCUGUUAAUGAUCAUGACUCUAAAUCAUGCAAUGUAACAUCCGGUGUUCCUCAGGGGUCAGUCCUUGGGCCUCUUCAUUUUCUAAUUUAUAAUAAUGACCUGCCUGAUUGUGUUACUUCUAACACAAGGCUCUUUGCAGACGACUGUAUUCUGUACCGUGCAAUUUCUAAGAGUCUGACUUCUCUGUUCUUCAAUCUGACCUAAAUAAAAUUUCUUCUUGGUGUAAUACAUGGCUUAUGAAACUAAACAUUGACAAAUGUAAAGCAAUGAGGGUGUCUCAAAAGAUUAACCGGUCUAUUUCUCAGGGCUAUGGCCUUAACAGUUGCCCUCUUCAGUUCGUCGACAGCUACAAGUACCUAGGCGUCCAUAUCACUAAAAACCUGUCAUGGCAGAAACAUAUCCAUCAUGUUAUUAACAAAGCUAACAGUUCCCUUGGUUUUCUUUGGCAGGAUUUCCCCCUUGCUCCUAUUCCAUUGAAGCUACUACUAUAUAAAACACUCGUGCAUUCUAAACUAGAGUACGCUUCACCGAUAUGGGACUCGUACCCUAGCUCGUUGACACAGUCGUUAGAAUCGGUUCAAAACCACUUAGUUAGGUUUAUCCUAACUACUAUCGCUUAGCCAGCAUUUCUCGCAUGAAGCAAAAGCUUGACCUACCUCUCCUUUCUACUAGACAUCGAAUUUCCUGCUUAUGCCUGUUUCAUAAAAUAUACUACACUAAUAAUGACCUAACUAUGACACUUUUUUCGCCUCCGAGCCAUUUGUCAUUCCGUAUUGAUCAUCGAAUGAAGGUUGGGGUGCCUCAGUGUAAAAGCAAUGUAUACCUCAAAGCCUUCAUCCCGAAAACAAGCCAAGACUGGAAUCGCCUUCCUGCCUCCGUCAUCACUAUAACAGAUCAUGAUGCGUUCAAGUCAGCUAUCUGUGACCAUGUGCUGCCUCAUUAGCCACUUUUUCUUUCUUUUUCUAUUGCCACUCCUCUCUGUAAUACCUGUACGGCCUUGAGAGUAAAUAAAUGAAAUGAAGUGUGA
This is a messenger RNA of Dermacentor albipictus, 5037 nucleotides long. Lineage: Eukaryota; Metazoa; Arthropoda; Arachnida; Ixodida; Ixodidae. The record is from RefSeq and is a predicted model, not a curated record.